This is a messenger RNA of Boeremia exigua, 1548 nucleotides long. Its product is annotated as ankyrin repeat-containing domain protein. NCBI's taxonomy places the organism in Eukaryota, Fungi, Ascomycota, Dothideomycetes, Pleosporales, Didymellaceae. The coding region runs from base 14 to 1435 and encodes 473 amino acids. The transcript has a single exon. The record is from RefSeq and is a predicted model, not a curated record. Gene Ontology annotation, molecular function: protein binding. Gene Ontology annotation, cellular component: nucleus; cytoplasm.
CUAUACUAAUCUAAUGCAAACACAACCAGACGCGAUUGUAUUCUGGGAAAACCCUGUCCUGAGUCGUACAACCUGGUUGGGUAUUGGAGACCACGGCGGCCGAAUCGAUGUUUCCAUGCACCGUGCCGCUGCGCGAGGCGACGUGGCCGAACUUUGCCGCUUGCUCGAUACUGGACACGACAUCGACACUCGCUGCGAGAGGGAUAAUUCCGCCCUCCACUACGCAAUCAUAGCAAACAAUCCGGAAGCCGUGCGAUUUCUCCUUACGCGCGGAGCGAACCCAAAUCUGCGCGGUCUAGGAGGUUCCGACGGCCGUGAUGGCGACGAUGCUGCGCUUUGCGCCACGCGCUUCGAAAGGGUUGCGGUCAUGGAAGUGCUCAUUGCGUGCAAAGUAGGUAUUUCCUGUGAUGCCCUUUACUUCGCGGUAGUCAGUGAGAAUAUGGACAUGGUCCGACUGCUGGUUGGAACGAUGAGCUACGACUUUACAGAUGCGUCCAGAGUACAGGCGUUUGAACGCAUACUGCCUGCAGCCGUGCACACCUGGUCCUUAGAAAUGGUGCAAUACCUGAUGAAGAAGCUGGAUUACGAUGAAAAUACGAUUGAUACCAAUAAGCGGAGUGUUUUGGAUGCGGCGCUGCUGGCUGUUUUCCAGCAAGAGGACGUGCACGACCAAUUGAUGGAGACGGAGGCUGGAAAGGACUGGAACGUCGCGAUGCAUAUCAUUCAGAUACUAGUCGCCGCCGGGGCAUCCGUCAAUGCUGUUGACCCGUGGAGCGUACGCACACCGCUGUACUUCGCUGUGCAGCUACAAUACCCGCCUCCAGAGUUGAUCGACUAUCUGCUCGGACAAGGCGCUGACGUCAGUGUACCAAAUUGGAUGGGGCGGACUCCGCUCUUCCAAGUCCUGAUCCGCCCAGAUGCCACCGAAGAGAUGGUGUAUCGCUUCCAGCGUCUAGGCGGGAGUCUGGAAGUUAUAGACGACGCCGAGAACACGCCUUUACACGCAGUGACAAGGCCCGAGAUCGUGAGCUUGUUACUUACUUCUGGCGCCAAUACGGCCUCGAGGAACAAGUAUGGCCAGACCCCUCUUCACACAGCAAGUUCUGCCGGGCGCACUGGUGUGGUUUCAAAACUCCUUGAUCAUGGCGCAGACCUGGAAGCAAAAGAUGGAAGUGGAGCGACUCCUUUACUCAGUGCCUCAACUUACCGAACGUAUACUCAGUUUUUGGGAAAUGAGGAACAGACUAUCAAUUGCCUGCUGGAACGCGGAGCAGACAUGAGCGCUGUGAAUGGAGACGGUCAAAGCGCAGCUAAACUGAUCGAUAUCAAAGGCUAUUACAUCGAUGAGACAGGCAAGCUUGGGCUGAAAGCAGGACAUGACGCUAAAGAAGCGCGAGAUGUUUCCAACGAGAACAACGUAGCGUAUUUAUGGUGAUCAAGGUCUACUGUGGCCUCUGGGGAGGCGACGAGUUGACUGGGACUGAUCUUUAAUGUUCACGGUAAGUGCUUUCUUAUAGGUUGCUGAUUGGUGCAUGGGUCAUAACGGGU